AGUGCUUGUAAGUGAAGAUUGUGAAAUACAUUUAUCAGUUCGGACCCCUUAUCAAGGACGCAAACAGAAAUUGAUUUUUAGGAUUGUGGUGGGCUUAUACAACCCCCCGAUACAUUCCAUUCUGGACAUCACACUCAUCUUCAGCUUUGGACCUAAAGAUCACAAGACGCCUUUAUCUUCAGAGCAACCUUUGUGAGGGUCCUGCCGGGAUCUGUCCCUCUUUUGUGGUCUGAUGGUAGUUUGACCUGCUUCUUGUUGGAGAUUUUGGGAAUCAAGGCAGCAUGUUGAGGUGUUUGCUACAGAGGGCGACCAAUCUGGGAAAUGUAGAAAAAGGGGAGAGGCAUAGUGACCCACUUGCUAGCAUCACUUUCAGAGGGACAAAAAAGAAGACCAAAGUCAUCAAAAAUAAUGUCAAUCCUGUGUGGAAUGAGGGCUUUGAGUGGGACUUAAAGGGUGUUCCUUUAGACUCUGCAGCAGAGCUUCAUGUUGUCGUCAAGGACCAUGAAAAAAUGGGCAGGAAUAGGUUUCUGGGGGAGUGUCGGGUAACUCUUCGAGAUGUGCUCAACUCUCCCAACCUAGCUGCUACUUUCACUGUGUCCCUGGUGGACACCAAAAGGAACAGCACAGGGGCCACAGUAAACCUGCAGGUUUCCUACAUCCCUCCUCCAGGGAUGGCUCCCAUCUUCCAGCCUCAUCCACAGCCAGAGGCCCAGCACACCCCAGUGGAGCUGGACACAGUUACAGUUUUCUCAUUGGACACUAUGGAUGAGGAGGACACUGAGAGCAUGCUGAUGAUGGAGGUGGUGGAGGAGACUGAACCGGUUCCAGGGCCUCAGGGUCAGGACACCGGGGCCCCUACAGCACCACCCAAAAAGGCUCCACCGAACUUUAACCAUGGCCAGAAAAAGAAAUGCCACAGCAACAAAUCCCCCCUGUCCCACACACCCCAGGACCUCCAGGUACGGCUGCGCAUCAUUGAGGGAAGACAGCUCCCUGGUGUCAACAUUAAACCAGUUGUCAAGGUCACAGUUGGAGGACAGACAAAGAGAACACGCAUCAGGAAGGGCAAUAAUCCAUUUUUUGAUGAGACUUUCUUUCUAAACUUCUUUGAGAAACCUUCAGAUCUUUUUGAUGAGCCUAUAUUUAUAACCGUAUUUGACUCCAAGUCACUACGGAAAGACUCUGUCAUUGGAGAAUUCAAGCUGGAUGUUGGCACGGUGUAUAAUGAACACCGACAUGCUAUUCUCAGGAAAUGGUUGUUGCUGGCAGACCCUGAUGAUCUUUCUGCAGGGGCCAGAGGUUAUUUAAAGGUCAGCAUGUUUGUGCUGGCUGCAGGUGAUGAACCUCCGAUGGAUAAGAAAGAGGGCCUGGAAGAAAAGGAGGAUAUAGAGGGGAACCUGUUGAGACCAGCUGGUCUUACCCUGACAGGAGCCACGUUUACUCUCAGAGUGUACAGGGCAGAAGACCUGCCUCAGAUGGAUGAUGCUCUUAUGGAUGGUGUCAAACAGUUCCUUGGUUUUGAAACUAAUCGAAAGAACCUGGUGGAUCCAUUCGUGGAGGUCAACUUUGCAGGAAAAACGAUCAGUAGUAAGAUUCUGGAGAAAACUGCUAACCCUCAGUGGAACCAGAGCCUCACUCUACCCAUCAGGUUCCCAUCCAUGUGUGAAAAGAUGAGGAUACGGAUUUUAGAUUGGGAUCGUGCUAGCCACAAUGAUGUUAUUGGCACUACACACUUAUGUAUUUCCAAAAUCUCAGCCCCUGGAGGAGAAAUUGAAGAUGAGUUUCCUCCCAGGACCUUCCACGGCACCAUGGAUGACAAUAUAGGCUUUCUUCCGACCUUUGGCCCCUGCUACGUCAACAUGUAUGGGAGCCCCCGAGAGUUCACAGCCUUCUCAGACCCACAUGAGGCACUAAACUUUGGAAAGGGAGAGGGUGUGGCCUAUCGUGGUCGUGUGCUGUUGGAGGUCAUCACAAAGCUGUCUCAUCAGGUGGAACAAAAGGUUGAAGACUUACACCCUGAUGACCUGCUGGUGGUAGAGAAAUUCAUGCGGAAGAGGAAGUUCUCCCUGUUUGCUGCAUUCUACUCAGCCACUCAUCUUCAGGAUGUAGAUGAUGCUGUUCAGUUUGAAGUCAGUAUUGGCAACUAUGGCAACAAGUUUGACAACACCUGUCUGCCUUUGGCCUCCACCACUCAGUUCAGCAGGGCUGUGUUUGAUGGCUGUCAUUACUACUACCUGCCAUGGGGAAAUGUGAAACCUGUGGUGGUCUUGUCUUCAGAGUGGGAGGAUAUCAGUCUUCGCAUAGAGGCCCUAAACAUGCUGCUCAGCAUAGGCAACCGAUUGGAGUCAAACCUUGAGCAGGUACAGCUGACACUCAAAGUAAGUAGUGAUGAACAGGAAGUGGAGCAGAAGGUUGUCCAGCUGCUUGAUGAUGUCAUAGCCGACUGCAGUGAGGAACUUCCUCAGUUGAAUAAAUGGCCCUGUGUGACUGCGCUGGAUAAAGCUCUGAGGAAUCUGCGCAAGAUUAACAUGCAGCAGAUAGUGCAGGCGGCACUGGCGCUCAAACAUGGACCAGAGACCGAGCUGAGUGCAGUGCUGGAGCAGGCGGAGGACUGGACCCAGAGACUUCGCCACCUUUCUGAGGAGCCCCAGAACAGUCUGCCAGAUAUAAUAAUCUGGAUGCUUCAGGGAGACAGACGAGUGGCCUACCACAGAAUCCCUGCCCAUCAAGUUCUCUUUUCCCAUGGUUAUUGCGGAAAGCAUUGUGGCCAACUUCAGACGGUUUUCAUGAAGAAUCCACAGGAAGACGGGGGAUAUAGUAAGAUCCCAGCUCAGCUCAGGGUCAAGGUGUGGCUCGGACUGACUGCUGAUGUCAAAUCCUUUAACCAGUUUGCCGAGGGCAAACUCUCUGUGUUUGCAGAAACGUAUGAAAACCAGACUAAAUUGGCUCUGGUGGGGAACUGGGGUACGACGGGUUUGACAUACCCCAAGUUCAGUGACGUGACUGGCAGAAUCAAACACCCAAAAGAGGGCUUCAAACCCCCUCCAGGAUGGAGCUGGGCAGGAGACUGGUACGUCAGCCCAGAAAAAACAUUGCUGUAUGACGCUGAUGCAGGUCAUAUAAGCUUUUUGGAAGAGGUGUUUGAAAAUCAGAUGCGUUUGCCAGGAGGACAGUGGAUUGGCAUGUCGGAAGGGUACACAGAUGUGAAUGGAGAAAAGGCCGUGCCUAAAGAUGAGAUCGAGUGUCCCCCCGGCUGGGUGUGGGAGGAUAUUGAGUGGAGCGAGGAUCUGAAGCGUGCAGUGGAUGAUCAAGGGUGGGAAUAUGGAAUAACCCUCCCCCCAGACCGCCGACCAAAGUCCUGGGUUCCAUCCGAGAAGAUGUACCACACCAACCGCCGGAGACGUUGGAUACGACUCCGCCGUAGAGAUAUGCAGAAAAUGGAGGCGCUCAGAAAACAGCGUCCGGACGAGUCGGAGCGUGAGGGCUGGGAAUAUGCCUCUUUAUUUGGCUGGAAGUUUCACCUUAAGCAAAGGAAGACUGACUCCUUCCGUCGCCGGCGCUGGAGAUGCCGUAUGGAGCCAUUAGAAAAGACGGGGCCGGCGGCCAUCUUUUCCUUGGAGUGUUCGCUGACCAGUGUUACUGAUGAAAAGAAUGAUGAUAAGUCAGUUACAACAACCUUUGGUGUCAACCGCCCGACCAUCUCCUGCUUCUUUGAUAAUGGGACCCUGUAUCAUUUGCGAUGUUACUUGUAUCAGGCCAGAGACCUGCUGGCAAUGGAUAAGGACAGUUUCUCAGAUCCCUAUGCCAUUGUGUCCUUCCUGCAUCAGAGCCAGAAGACAGUGACUGUUCGGAACACGCUCAAUCCCACCUGGGACCAGACCCUCAUCUUUUAUGAAGUGGAAAUAUUUGGAGACCAUCUCGUGACUGAGAGGAACCCUCCACACAUUGUGGUGGAACUGUACGAUCAGGACACCUAUGGUGCUGAUGAGUUUAUGGGCCGUUGUGUUUGCAAAUCAUCAAUGGUGUCUACCCCUCGCCUCGCCUGGUAUCCCAUCCAGAAAGCUGGGAAGCCUGCUGGAGAACUGCUUGCUGCUUUCGAACUGAUCCGCAGAGAUAAACCUGCAGUUCAUCACAUCCCCGGUCAAGAGGGGGAUAUUAUACCACCCUCACAUAUCAUGGAUGAGCUUGUGAUUCCAGGGUUCCUCUCUGACAGUCAACAGCAAUGGCCAGAGGACUCUGAUUUGCCUUAUCCACCUCCACAGAGGGAACCUAAUGUCUACAUGGUGCCGCAGGGCAUAAAACCUGUCCUACAACGCACUGCUAUUGAGAUACUGGUGUGGGGUUUGCGUAACCUGAAGAGUUUCCAGUUGGCCAGUGUGACAUCUCCCAGUCUUCAGGUGGAAUGUGGAGGAUGUGUGGUUCAGUCAUGCGUCAUUCGAAAUACUAAGAAAAACCUCAACUUUGAUGUCAACACCCUGUUCAUUGAUGUCCGACUGCCCAAGGAAGAGCUCUACAUGCCCCCAUUGGUGAUCAAGGUUAUAGACAACCGUCAGUUUGGCAGGAAGCCUGUAGUGGGCCAGUGCACAGUCCACUCGCUGAAUGAGUUCCGCUGUCAGCCAGAGAGCCUGGACAGAGACCCUACGGAAGAAGAAUUUGAGGCAAUUGCUCACACCCCUAGAGAUGACUUCCUGGUUGAUAUUGAUGAUAAGGAGCCUCUCAUUCCUGGACAGGCAGACUGCACCAGCUCUGCCAUUAUUAACAUCUCGCCUUCUCAGUCCAGCCUCCAUUUGGGGCGAUGGCAGGAUGAAUUUAUGGACUGGUGGAGCAAGUUUUAUGCCUCCACGGGUGAGAGAAACAAGUGUGGCAGUUAUCUAGAGAAGGGCUUCGAUACGCUGCAGGUGUAUGACAGGGAACUGGAGAAGGUUGAAGGCUUCGAGCAGUUGGCUGAUUUCUGUCAAACGUUUAAACUUCACCGUGGAAGAGUCCAGAAUGAGAGUGAAGACCCUUCUGUUGUUGGAGAGUUCAAGGGCUCAUUUAAGAUCUAUCCAUUGCCUGACGAUCCCUCGAUGCCCGUACCCCCACGCCAGUUCCGCAAACUUCCCCCGAACGGUAUAGAGGAGUGCCUGGUACGUGUCUACAUCAUCCAGGCCUAUGGCUUACAGCCCAAAGAUGCCAAUGGCAAGUGUGACCCCUAUGUUAAGAUCACACUUGGCAAGAAAUCAGUCGAUGACCACGACAAUUACAUACCCUGUACUUUGGACCCUGUCUUUGGAAAGAUGUUUGAGCUGACUUGCUCUCUGCCUCUUGAGAAGGACCUAAAGAUCACGCUGUAUGAUUAUGACAUGGUCACUAAAGAUGAGAAAAUUGGAGAGACUGUCAUUGAUUUGGAAAAUCGCUUCUUGUCGCGUCAUGGUGCUCGCUGCGGCCUGCCACAGUCCUACUGUUUGUCUGGAGUUAACCAGUGGCGAGAUCAGCUGAAACCAUCCCAGUUACUUCAUCGUCUGUGCGAGAAGCGAAACUACAAACUGCCGGUCUACAAGCAGGAUAGAAUCUACUUCAGAGGACAGGAGUACACAGUUGCAGACCUUGAUGAAGGAAAACCUCUUAACGCUCACCUGGGACCAGUGAUGGAGCGUCUAGCUCUGUUGGUGUUGAAGAGGCAGUGUCUGGUGCCUGAACAUGUAGAGACGCGACCCCUCUACAGCCCUCUACAGCCAGAUAUAGAACAGGGGCGGUUGCAGAUGUGGGUGGACAUUUUCCCGAAAUCUUUAGGCCCACCAGGACCUCCAUUCAACAUCACGCCACGCAAAGCUAAAAAGUUCUUCCUGCGCUGUGUUAUAUGGAACACAAGAGAUGUUAUCUUGGAUGAUGUCAGUGUUACUGGGGAGAAGAUGAGUGACAUUUAUGUGAAAGGCUGGAUGCACGGCCACGAAGAGAACAAGCAGAAAACAGAUGUGCACUAUCGAUCACUGGGUGGUGAGGGAAACUUUAACUGGCGUUUCUUCUUCCCCUUCCACUAUUUACCUGCAGAACAGCUCUGCACCAUUGAUAAGAAGGCAGGAUGUGCAGACCGCACGGCCUGUUUACCGGUGAACGGCAGCAGUGCGGCUCUGUCAAGCGAGCAUUUUUGGAGUCUGGAUAAAGUUGAAACAAAACUCCCUCCUAAACUUACUAUCCAGAUCUGGGACAACGACAAGUUCUCCUUUGAUGAUUUCCUUGGCUCUUUGGAAAUGGAUCUGAACCAUAUGCUGAGUCCAGCAAAGUCUCCAGAGAAGUGUGGUCUUGAGAUGCUCUCUCAGUCCCAGGACAAACUGGUGUCUUUGUUUGAGCAGAAGGCAGUAAAAGGCUGGUGGCCUUGCAUAUGUGACAGAGAAAACAAAAAGAUACUUGCAGGAAAGGUGGAAAUGUCACUGGAAAUCGUGUCUGAGCAGGAGCAGGAUGAGAGGCCUGCAGGACUCGGCAGAGAUGAGCCCAACAUGAAUCCCCAUCUAGAUGAGCCACAGCGUCCUGAGACCUCAUUCUUAUGGUUCUCAUCCCCAUAUAAGACGUUUAAGUUCAUUGUGGAGUCAUGCACACUGAAGAACUAUGCUGCUAUGAAGAUGGUUGGACCCUUCAGUGGAGUGGGAAAAGGAACACAGUGA
Molecule: messenger RNA, 6641 nt
Organism: Sinocyclocheilus rhinocerous
Lineage: Eukaryota; Metazoa; Chordata; Actinopteri; Cypriniformes; Cyprinidae
Product: dysferlin-like
Exons: 59
Coding region: 282-6641 (2119 amino acids)
Biological process (GO): plasma membrane repair; T-tubule organization; vesicle fusion
Cellular component (GO): T-tubule; membrane; cytoplasmic vesicle
Source: RefSeq, a predicted model, not a curated record